Anopheles coustani is the source of this 1548-nucleotide messenger RNA. Its product is annotated as membrane-bound alkaline phosphatase-like. The coding region runs from base 1 to 1548 and encodes 515 amino acids. Gene Ontology annotation, biological process: dephosphorylation. Gene Ontology annotation, molecular function: alkaline phosphatase activity. NCBI's taxonomy places the organism in Eukaryota, Metazoa, Arthropoda, Insecta, Diptera, Culicidae. The record is from RefSeq and is a predicted model, not a curated record. The transcript has 6 exons.
AUGGCGACGGUAGUGCUUCUGGUGGCGUUCGCUGCAUUCUCAGCCAAGGUGGAGGCCCACGAGGAACACGAUGCGCACCAUUGGAAGCACAUGGCGCACGAGCUGCUGUUCGAGAAGAAGGAUUACACGAUGCAAAAGAUUAACGUCGCCAAGAACAUCAUGGUGUUCGUCGGUUCGGGAAUGUCGCAACCGACGGUGACGGCCGCCCGCUUCUACAACGGUGGCGACAAUGAAACCUUUUCCUUCGAGCGGCUAAAGUGGAGCGGAAAUGCACGGACCUACUGCGUGAACAGCCGCGUUCCGGACCCGGCCUGCGCCGGGACAGCCUUUCUGACGGGCGUGAAAUCGAACCUCGGCACCGUGGCGAUGGAUCCGACGGUCAACCGGGGCGCCUGCGAGCUGGACCCGGCGAAAAAACUCGCCUCCAUCGCCAAGUGGGCGCUCGACGCGGGAAAAGCAGUCGGUUUUGCCACAACGUCUCGUGUCACCUCCGGUUCGAACGCAGCCCUGUUCGCCAACAGCCCGGACAGCCGGUGGGAAAACGAUGCGGACGUAAAAGCCGCCGGCUGUAACGUAAACACCGUGCCGGACAUUGCGCAUCAGCUCAUCCACGGAGACAUUGGCAAGCACUUCAAGGUGAUACUCGGCGGAGGAAGGAAGAACUUCAUCCCCACCACGGAAACGGACACCGCCACCGGAGCCCGCGGUUUGCGAACCGACGGGAAAAAUCUGAUCAAGGAGUGGCAAGAUUCGAAGCAGGGAGCGAACGCAACAUACAUCACCACAAAUAGCCAACUGGGAGCCCUGGACACAUCGCAGAUCGAUUUCCUGCUCGGGCUGUUCGACUUUGACAACCUGCCGUACAGCACGGACAUCGAAAGCGACACGCCACCACUUGUCCGCAUGGUGCACUACUCGCUUGAGAUGCUGCAGAAGAAAGAACACACCAACGGCUUCCUGCUGUUCGUCGAGGACGGCAACAUCCGCCGGGCACAUCAGGAGAACAAGGUCCGCAAGGCGCUCGAACAGGUGCGCCACUACAGCGGCGCCUUCAACAUGGCGCACAUGAUGGGGUCCGAGCAGAACACGCUGUUCGUGUCACUGAACGACGUCGGCAGCACGCUCGCCCUGCCCGGCUACCCGGCCCGCUCGACCGACCCCGUCUCCAGCACGGCCGGCACCAGCGAUGCCGACGCCCUGCCCUACCUUGGCCUCGCGUACGCCACCGGCCCGGCCCACUCGUCCUUCUACCGGACCACUUCCGGCCGGCUCGAUCCCACCGUCGUCCUGCAGGGCAUGCCGGAACCGUUCGAGCGCACCUGCCCGGCGUCGGUCCCGAUGGCGGAGGGCGCCGAUGGCGGAGAGGAUGCCGCCGUGUACGCUUCCGGUCCGUGGGCUUUCAUGCUGUCCGGAGGCUACGAGCAGCACUUCAUCGCACAUCAGAUCGCCUUUGCGUCCUGCAUGGAUGGGGCCUGUGAUGGCGCUUCGGCGAUGGCCCUUUCCAUGGCCACUGUUGUCCUAGCGCUGGUCGCCAAAUUGUGCGCUUAA